This is a messenger RNA of Sciurus carolinensis (gray squirrel), 2621 nucleotides long. RefSeq names its product transmembrane protein 266 (gene Tmem266). Gene Ontology annotation, biological process: monoatomic ion transport; transmembrane transport. The transcript has 11 exons. Gene Ontology annotation, molecular function: voltage-gated channel activity; monoatomic ion channel activity. Gene Ontology annotation, cellular component: plasma membrane. Bases 552 to 2048 code for a protein of 498 amino acids. The record is from RefSeq and is a predicted model, not a curated record. Lineage: Eukaryota; Metazoa; Chordata; Mammalia; Rodentia; Sciuridae.
AAGAAACCAAGAGCAUGGCCCCCACACAGCUGGUGACAUUUGCCUAUAGGGACUUACCCCUGGCUGCCGUCGACCUCUCCACGGCCGGCUCGCAGCUCCUGUCAAAUCUGGAUGAAGAAUACCAAAGAGAAGGGAAAUGAAGAGCCCUCAGGGACACCAUGGAGAAGGUGCCCAGUGACUCAGCUGCCCUGCACUCACGUCCAUUGAGCUCAGUGAUAGUCAGUGCUUUGAAAUUCCAAGACUGUGAGAGCUGGGGGACCUUAGAAAAAGAGCCGAGGACCAGCCUGCCAUUCCCAAAGGUGUUAGAAACUAUCUAGAAAGGCUUGAGUGAGCCGGGUUUCAUUGAAGAGCUCUGAGUUCUGUCCUUCAAGUUUUCUCUGGAUGGAUUGUGAGGAAGAACUCUCCGCCGGGAAGCACUUGCAUCGUUCCUUCAGAGAGAAGGGAGAACCUCAGAGCAGAGCUGUCCUCCCAGCCCAGUGACACCCUCGGGAUCUUCAGGAGGUGGGCCCUGGCCCUCUGACAGCAGGCUGCAGCAGAUUGGCUCCCUCUGGAUGGGAAAGACAGGGGGUGACGGGCCAUCAGAUACUUUACCACCACCACCACCAUCAUCAUCAUCAUCAUCACCAUCACCACCACCACGCCAUUUCAGCUACAUUGUGUUUAACAGGUCUAACUGGCUGAAGCCAUGCUGUGGGAAGAGAGCAGCCGUAUGGCAGGUAUUUUUGCUCAGUGCAAGUCUCAACAGUUUCCUGGUAGCCUGUGUAAUAUUGGUGGUGAUUCUCCUGACUCUGGAACUUCUAAUAGAUAUAAAGCUUCUCCAGUUUUCUAGUGCGUUCCAGUUUGCCGGUGUCAUCCACUGGAUCAGUCUGGUCAUUCUCUCUGUGUUCUUCUCAGAGACUGUUCUACGGAUCGUGGUACUGGGGAUCUGGGAUUACAUCGAAAACAAAAUAGAGGUGUUUGACGGGGCUGUGAUCAUCCUGUCCUUGGCCCCGAUGGUGGCGUCUACCGUGGCCAAUGGGCCCAGGAGCCCCUGGGAUGCCAUCAGCCUCAUCAUCAUGCUCCGGAUCUGGCGGGUGAAGAGGGUCAUUGAUGCAUACGUCCUGCCAGUGAAGGUGGAGAUGGAGAUGGUCAUCCAGCAGUACGAGAAGGCCAAGGUCACCCAAGAUGAGCAGCUGGAGAGACUGACACAGAUCUGUCAGGAGCAAGGGUUUGAGAUUCGGCAACUGCGGGCACACCUGGCGCAGCAGGACCUGGAUCUGGCGGCCGAGCGGGAGGCGGCGCUGCAGGCUCCGCACGUGCUCAGCCAGCCACGCAGUCGUUACAAGGUGGUGGAAGCCGGCACGUGGGACGAGGAGACAGCGGCCGAGAGCGUCGUGGAGGAGCUGCAGCCCUCGCAAGAAGCCGCUGUGAAGGACGACAUGAACAGCUACAUCAGUCAGUACUACAAUGGGCCCAGCAGUGACAGUGGAGUCCCAGAACCAGCUGUGUGUGUGGUCACCACGGCUGCCAUAGACAUCCACCAGCCCAACAUCUCCUCAGACCUCUUCUCAGUCGACGUGCCCCUGAAGCUCGGCGGCAACGGCACCUGCGCCAGUGCCACCUCAGAGGGUGCCACCCACAGCUCAGUCACCUGGGCCCAGAGCGACAGCAGCCAGACACUGGGCUCCUCCACAGACUGCAGCACCGCCCGAGAAGAGCCAUCCUCCGAGCCUGGCCCCUCUUCCCUGCCACUGCCGCCACCACCCCAGCCGCAGAUGGCAGAGGCCAGGGUCCAGGACCUGCUGUCCUCCCUGUCAGAGGACCCCUGCCCAUCCCAGAGGGCCUUGGACCCAGCCCCCCUGGCCCGGCCCAGCCCAGCAGGCUCGGCCCAUGCCAGCCCUGAGCUGGAGCACAGGGUAAGUCUGUUCAACCAGAAGAACCAGGAGGGCUUCACUGUCUUUCAGAUCAAGCCUGUCAUCCACUUCCAGCCCGCUGCACCUGUGCUGGAGGAGAAGUUCAGAUCUUUGGAAUCCAAAGAGCAAAAGUUGCACAGGGUCCCUGAGGCCUAGAGCCUGCAAGUUCACUGGGGGAGGAGGGGAGACAGCCAUCUUGAAGCUCUCUCGGGACCCCGGAGGCCACUGAGGGCCCCAUAGGGGCCCAGGAUCCUGCCUGGCCUCCCUCAGGGUGCUGCCUGCCUCCAGGGAGGUGAUGCCAGACCAGGAGGCCACACGCCUCAGACCUCAAAGCCCAGGGCUGGCGCCUCCUCUUGCCCUGCUCAGGGGAGGGUGGUGCUCAUGGCUGGGUUGUUGUUUUUGUUUUUGUUUUUGUUUUUGUUUUUAACCAUUUUUACAAAAACCAGCCUGUGGCCCAGUUUCAGCAGGGUAGAGUAUGGGGGCCAGCUCAGCCUCUUCCGUUGCCUUCGUUCCUGAUGCCCACCCUGGACCCUCGGGAACAGCACUGUGAGCAGGGGCUGACCAGCCCCACCCCAAGCCGUCCUUUCCAGGAAUCCUGGGUGGAGCCGACACAGACCACCAUCUGAGUCUGUUUCAUUUGUCCUCAUUCUCUCAUUUCGGCAUGAGCAUUUCUGAGUCUUUCGAGACAAAUCUAGUUUUCACCUUCACACAAUGUGACGGGACAGGUCU